AUGUCGCCACCACCAUCGCCACCUCUACCACCAUUCACCACCCACCAUCACCGCUACACACCACCACCUCCACUGCCACCCACAAUUACCAUCAUCACUACCUCUGCUACUACCAUCUUCCACCCACUAGCACCGUUACCUCCACCACCACUCAUCACCACCACCACACAUCAUCGUCGUCACCACCCGUUACCGCCACAUCCGCCACCACCCACUACCGCCACAACCAUCCACCACCACCACCAUCAUCGCCAUCGCUUGCCACCUUCACCAUCGUUACCAUUUCUACCACCACAUCACCCUCCCCUCCACCAUCACGACAAUACUAUCACUGCCACCACCACCGUAAUCACCUCCGCCACCGCCACCACCACUACCACUGCCAUGCCAUUACCAACACCUCUGUCACCACCACCGUUGCUACCUCUACUACUACAUCACGCACAACCUCCGCCACUACUCAUCGCUGCCACCAUCACCAUCACCAUCACAAUUACUACUGCCACUAUCGUCAUCACCUCUGCAACUACCCCACAUCACCUAUGUCGCCAUCAACACCACUACUGUCACUGUCAACAUCACUCCCACAAUCACCAUUAUUUAUUGUUUUUAUAA
Molecule: messenger RNA, 615 nt
Organism: Lactuca sativa (garden lettuce)
Lineage: Eukaryota; Viridiplantae; Streptophyta; Magnoliopsida; Asterales; Asteraceae
Source: RefSeq, a predicted model, not a curated record